CUGCUCUCUUUCCUGUGAGAGCAGGGUGUUAUGUGAGAAUGCAAACGUGUGAGGCUGAGGGAAAUCCAGAGAAGGUGUAUCUGGUACAGAAAGCCUCUUCUUAUUGAGCUCUGCGUAGUAAAUUGCUAUGCCGAGAUGUAUAACUGAGCGCUGUCAAUAUUCUCUAAAAUACCACAUACAGUCUUCAACUGUGCCAGGGGAGGUUUAGGCUGGACAUUAGGCAGAAUUUCUUCACAGAAGGGGUAAUUAGACGUUGGAAUGGGCUGCCCAGGGAGGUGGUGCAGUCAUGGCCCCUGGAGGUGUUUAAGGAAAGCCUGGAGGUGGCACUUGGUGCCAUGGUCUAGUCAAUAGGGUGGUGUUCGGUCGUAGGUUAGACUCGAUGAUCUCAGAGGUCUUUUCCAACCUAAUUGAUUCUGUGAUUCUGCGAAGGUGCUACUGUGUUGCCAGUAAUCCAGGGGUUGCUGUCAAGUGAAGGAUCUGGUCCCAAUUCCGCAGGCUCAUUUGGCUGGCAGCUGCUUGGAUCUGUUCAGAUUCACAUAGAAAUGGAAGGGAGGUGAAAAAACACAAGUGGAUUUUGAAAAACAUAAGCUUGAUGCAGCUUAAAUACCACAGUAUGGAAAAAGUACUAAUAGUCGUGGCUAUCUGCACAAAGCACAUAACUGCAUGUUUAACUCUUCAUUUAUUUUUCCUUCAAGCAACUCUGCAAAAGAUGGAUUUCUGUACAAAAUCAGACACAGAUAAUACAGUUUGGGCAUGUUUGAGACAUACAGUUGAAACCCCAUAUUUUCAGUUCCUGCAAAUGGAGGAACAAUCUUCAUAUAAAACGUUUAAGAUUUUUAAAACCUUCACUGACUACUCCUUCUGAAUCUCUGAGGCAAGUUUGCCAAAUCUGGGGCUGCAUCAUCGUUCUGCACAUCUGGAAGUGGUUUAUGGGCUCUCAUUCCUCCAGUGCAGCGUCUGGACUCCGUGCUAUUCCUCAGCAGCAGAGAAAGAAAAGAAAACCAGCACAACUCCAAAGUAAACUUUGAAGAGUCUGAAAAAGGAAUUGAAUCGUAAAACUGUUACUGUGCCCUGUAAGGCCCUUGUGCGGGUGACUUCAAAGGAGGAUGGUGGUCAAGGAGGCUUUGGCAAGAGUGCUCACAGCUGUGGGCUAUCUAGGAUCCAAGUAAAUAGCUCCUCAGCGCUUCAGGAGAGAGGAGUCCCGAAUACUGUGCUGCUUUGAAGAGAUCACACUUCUCAUCCAACACGACAAUGGCUCUUUUAAAGAAAAUUAACCAGAUCUUACUGUUACUUCUUGUCUUAACUGUGUGUGCCAUUCUGUAUAACAAAGUUCACCAAGUGCCAUCGGCGUUAAAAAAUGAAACAGUUGAUUUGGAGAGUCCUGAGGAAAUGGAAGAAGAAAUCCCAGUGGUGAUCUGUGCUGCUGCGGGCAGGAUGGGUGCAGCUGUAGCAGCCAUCAGUAGCAUCCACAGCAACACAGAGGCCAGUGUUUUGUUCUACAUAGUUGGGCUGAAGACAACCAUCCCACAUAUUCGAAAAUGGAUUGAAAAUUCUAAACUGAAAGAAAUAAAAUUUAAGGUUGUAGAAUUCAACCCUAUGGUACUAAAAGGAAAAAUCAGACAAGAUGCAUCACGUCCUGAGCUACUGCAGCCUCUGAACUUUGUUCGAUUUUAUCUUCCUUUGCUUAUCCAGAAACAUGAGAAAGUAAUAUAUUUGGAUGAUGAUAUUAUUGUUCAAGGUGACAUCCAGGAACUCUAUGAUACUAAGUUGGCUCCUGGACAUGCUGCAGCUUUUUCAGAUGAUUGUGAUCUGCCUUCUACACAUGAAAUGAUUAGAAGUGUAGGGAUGCAGAACACGUACAUGGGAUUCCUGGACUACAGAAAGCAAGCCAUCAGAGAUCUUGGCAUCAGCCCCAGCACCUGCUCCUUUAAUCCUGGAGUAAUUGUUGCUAACAUGACUGAAUGGAAACAUCAGCGGAUUACGAAGCAGUUGGAAAAGUGGAUGCAAAGAAAUGUAGAGGAAAACCUCUACAGCAGCACCCUUGGGGGAGGCGUGGCAACCUCUCCAAUGCUGAUUGUAUUUCAUGGAAAGUAUUCCUCUAUUAAUCCUAUGUGGCACAUAAGGCAUCUUGGUUGGAGUCCUGAUGCCCGUUACUCAGAGCGAUUUCUUCAAGAAGCUAAAUUACUUCACUGGAAUGGGAGAUACAAACCUUGGGACUAUCCCAGUGUCCACACUGAUCUGUGGGAAAACUGGUUUAUUCCUGACCCUUCAGGGAAGUUCAAAUUAACUCGUCCUGAUAGCUGAUACUGAAACAACUUAAAUACUCCCAAACAUAGUGUAUUGGAUGCAUGUAAUAGUUUGAGGCGCAGCAUAUGAGGAAUAUGAUUAACUGAUUCUAGAAAACGAAGUAUUUGUUAAAUAUAUGAAUAACUGACCAUCACUUUUGUGUGCAUAGGGCUUGAGAGGGAGGCUGGAGUGACCAUUACACGGUUCAGAUUAUCCUGACUUUUAUGUAAGGUGAGGAACUAGGUUUACUUGACAGUGAAGUAUUUUCAUUAUACAUUUACAGAGGUAAAACUCGGUGCCAGACAGUGUACUUUAAUUUAAGGUCUUUAUAAAUAAGACUCCAAUGGCUUCUGGUAGAAAGACCUAUCCAGCAGAUACCUGCAGUAUUACACACAAGGUGUCUUUAGUUGUCUGGCCCACAUUGAAGAGCAUGAAAUGAGAUCUUAGGCAUAUGUUACUGAGUUGUGUUGAGUGGUGACUCUGUUUUGAGGCAUUUCUGCUUAUGACACAUCCUGUAGUGCACUUAGACCUUUGCUAGCAACAUGUGAAAGCACAUUCCAAGACACUGCAGUACAAUUCCUGAUUUUAUUGUGAAACAUGGAUAGAUUUAAGACAGAUUAAGAACUUCUGUAUUACUGUAACAAAAAGAGCACCAGUUCUGAGGGAGGACACAUAGAAUUGCAGUAUUUAGUGAAACGGUCAUUGUAGACUUAACUGUAUUUUGUACCCAGUGACUCUUUUAAAGAAGACACCUUUCCCUUCCACUCAAAGAGGAUAGCCUUUCAGGAGUUAAAUCCUACUGUGCUACAUACUCAGCAGUGCUAAUUCCAUGCUUCCAAUUUUGUUGAAAAAAAAAAAUAAUUGAAUUGUAA
This is a messenger RNA of Chiroxiphia lanceolata (lance-tailed manakin), 3158 nucleotides long. It is a transcript of the gene GLT8D2, whose product is annotated as glycosyltransferase 8 domain containing 2. NCBI's taxonomy places the organism in Eukaryota, Metazoa, Chordata, Aves, Passeriformes, Pipridae. Gene Ontology annotation, cellular component: Golgi apparatus. Gene Ontology annotation, molecular function: glycosyltransferase activity. The coding region runs from base 1252 to 2304 and encodes 350 amino acids. The transcript has 11 exons. The record is from RefSeq and is a predicted model, not a curated record.